Molecule: messenger RNA, 3992 nt
Organism: Coregonus clupeaformis (lake whitefish)
Lineage: Eukaryota; Metazoa; Chordata; Actinopteri; Salmoniformes; Salmonidae
Product: neurofilament medium polypeptide
Exons: 3
Coding region: 119-3142 (1007 amino acids)
Biological process (GO): neurofilament bundle assembly
Cellular component (GO): intermediate filament; cytoplasm; axon
Molecular function (GO): structural constituent of cytoskeleton
Source: RefSeq, a predicted model, not a curated record
GCUGAGAAUGCUGUGAGCGCCAUCCACCCCGCACCUGCAUUCAAACACACACUCGCCCCACUCCUCCACCUCGCACACCUUCCCUUCCAUCUGAACACGCACCCCCUGGUCUGGCCGGAUGAGUUACCACCCGGUGGACACGAUAGGGAGUCCAUUCAGGAGAAGUAUGGAUAGUAGGACCACCUACGGCCGCUCCACUGGCACCCCCUCCAGCGGGUUCCGUUCUCAGUCCUGGUCCCGGUCAAGCCCAGGCUCCACGAUGACCUCCUCCUACAAGAGGAGCGUCAAUAUGCCGGUAUCCAGAGCGUACAGCUCCACACUCCUCAGCUCCGCCGACAGCGUUGAUUUCAGUAAAACGAACGGAGACUACAAGUGCUCCAAUGAGAAAGAGCAGCUCCAGGGGCUCAACGACCGCUUCGCCGGCUACAUCGACAAGGUGCACUACUUGGAGCAGCAGAACAGCCAGAUCGAAGAGGAGAUCCAGACGCUGCGGCAGAAGCAGGUGUCGCAGUCCCAGCUAGGCGACUUAUAUGACCAGGAACUCCAGGAGCUCCGCUCCAUGCUGGAGCAGAUCCACCACGAUAAGGCGCAGAUCCAGCUCGACACGGACCACAUCGAGGAUGACAUCCAGAGAAUUAGGGACCGCUUCGAUGAGGAAGCCCGCAUCAGGGAUGAGACGGAAGGCAUCAUCCGGGCGCUAAAAAAAGAUAUGACCGACUCUGAGUUGAUGAAGUCAGAGAUGGAGAAGAAAGUUCAGUCACUGCAUGAUGAGAUUGCCUUUAUCCGCAACAACCAUGAGGAAGAGGUGAGCGACCUGUUCGCCCAGGUGCAGGCGUCGCAGGUGACCAUGGAGAGGAAAGACAUCCAGAAGACGGACAUCACCGAGGCGCUCCGGGAGAUCCGCACCCAGCUCGAGGGCCACUCCAACCAGAACCUGCAGCAGGUGGAGGACUGGUUCAUGUGCCGCUAUUCCAAGCUCACUGAUGCUGCGGAACAAAACAAAGAUGCAAUCAAGUCCGCCCGUGAUGAGAUAGCAGACUACCGCCGCCAGCUCCAGUCCAAGACCGUGGAGUUAGAGUCAGUCCGUGGAACCAGGGAGUCACUGGAGAGGCAGUUGAAUGACAUCGAGGACCGACACAACAGCGACUUGUCCAGCCUGCAGGAGACCAUCCACCAGCUGGAUAAUGAGCUCAAGGGCACGAAGUGGGAGAUGGCGCGUCAUCUGCGCGAGUACCAGGACCUGCUCAAUGUCAAGAUGGCCCUCGACAUUGAGAUUGCUGCAUACAGGAAACUCCUAGAAGGUGAAGAGACCCACUUUAGCACUUUCCCUUACCGCCACACUGUCACCUCCUCUAAGAAGUCCAAGUAUGAGCCUCCCAAACUGAAAGUCCAGCAUAAGUUUGUAGAGGAGAUCAUUGAGGAGACCAGGGUGGAGGAUGAGAAGGAUGAGAUGGACCAGGCCCUGGCUGAGAUGGCCCAGGAGCUGUCUUCCGCUCUGGAGGCAGAGGGAGCAGAUGAAGGAGAGGAUGAGGGAGAAGAGGGAGGAGAAGAAGCAGAGGGAGAGGGUGAAUCAGAAGAGGUUGUAGCCUCCACUGAAGCCCAAGUGAGCUCCAGCACACCUGCUGAGGAGGAAGAGGAGGACAAAGAAGGUGGUGAUGAAGAUGAAGAGGGAGAAAAAGAAGAAGAGGGUGAGAAAGGAGAAGAGGAUGAGGGUGAGAAGGGAGAUGAUACAGAAGGUGGUGAUGAGGGAGAAGGAGAGGGGGAAUUAGAGGAGACAGUCCUGUGCUCUAAAGCCCCAGAAUCAAAGGCCUCUCCUGACAAAGAGAAGGCUGGAGAGAAGGAGGGAAGCGGAGGAGAAGAGGAGACAGCAGAGGGAGAGGGAGAAGAGGAGGGUGAUGGUAAAGAUGAAGAUGCAGGUAGUGACAAAGGAUCCAAAGAGGGAGAUGAUAAGGAUGAGAAAGAGGACAAAACAGAUGAGGCAGCUGUAGCCAAGACAGAGGCUCCCAAAACAGAAGCCCCCAAGAGUGAGGCCCCAAAUGCUGAAGUCCAGACAUCUGAGGCCCCAAAGCCCUCCAAGCCAGACUCCCUAAAAGCUGAAUCCCCAAAGGCUGGGUCCCCCAAGUCUGAGUCACCAAAAGCUGGAUCCCCCAAACAUGAAUCCCCCAAAGCUGGAACCCCCAAAUCUGAAUCUCCAAAACCUGGCUCCCCCAAAUCUGAAUCCCCAAAACCUGCUGGAUCCCCCAAAUCUGAAUCCCCAAAACCUGCUGGCUCCCCCAAAUCUGAAUCCCCAAAACCUGCUGGAUCCCCCAAAUCUGAAUCCCCAAAACCUGCUGGAUCCCCCAAAUCUGAAUCCCCAAAACCUACAGGAUCCCCCAAAUCUGAAUCCCCAAAACCUGCUGGAUCCCCCAAAUCUGAAUCUCCAAAACCUGCUGGCUCCCCCAAAUCUGAAUCCCCAAAACCUGCUGGCUCCCCCAAAUCUGAAUCCCCAAAACCAGCUGGCUCCCCCAAAUCUGAAUCCCCAAAACCUACAGGAUCCCCCAAAUCUGAAUCCCCAAAACCUACAGGAUCCCCCAAAUCUGAAUCCCCAAAACCUGCUGGAUCCCCCAAAACUGAAUCCCCAAAACCUACAGGAUCCCCCAAAUCUGAAUCCCCCAAAUUAGGAUCCCCCAAAGCAGAGUCCCCUAAGGGUGAGGCCCCCAAACCAGAAGCUCCAAAGUCAGAGGCCCCCAAGGCUGCAGAAGAGAAAGUAGACAAAAAGAGUGAUUCAGAGGAAGAGAAGAAGGUAGAAAAGAAAGACGCAGCCUUGAACGGAGAUGUGGAGAAGACUGCAACAGAGGACAAGAAGGAUGAGGAGAAGAAAGAGGCAGAGGAGAAGGAUGUUAUCUCAAAUGGAGUGGACGAGAGCCCCACUAAAGAUGACCCCGACCAGAAAGAUGACACCAAGGACCAGAAGGUGGUCAUCACCAAAACGGUGGAGACCAUCACCACUGGAGAGGACGGGGCCAAGCAUGUCACCAAAUCAGUCACUGUCACCGAGACUGUGAAGGAGUCUGAGGAUGUGAUGCAGGAGAAGACGGUCUCCAGCAAGAAGAUGGAGAAACACUCUUCCCAGUCCAUCAAGGUGGUGACUGAAACCGAGUGACUGCGUUCCAACCAACCCACCCAGGAAGAACAGAGGACACAACGACAAGCAAUCAACCCAGAACUAACAUAACAAAUAAAUCAUACAGCUAGAGCGAUGUAAUAAAGAUAACCACUCUCAAACAUACAGAAAAGCAAAGAGAGAAGUCAUAUGAUGUGAAAAAGCUCAAGUUAAAAAAAUGCAUGUUGAGUGAAAGCUUUAAAUGGGUUUUGCUGCAGAUUUUGUCAGGAAAAUGUGGUAGUGGGACAGAUGAUUAAUUAUCUUUCUUUUUCCCUGCAGUUCCCAGGAGGGCUCACGGGUGGGGGCGUCUGCAUGCUAGCUCAGGGAGGGAGUCCCCUCCUCUCUAACCUGUAUGUAUGUAUGGAAGGGUUACAGUUUAAAUGCAUAUGUGGGUGGGAGAGUGAUCGAAAUGUAUCUUAAUUCAAAUGUUAAUUCAAAAAGGGGUGUCUGGGUUGGAGGGUCCACUUUAGAGACACAUGUUCAAAAGGAGUAGCCUUUUUAUGUGAAGAUACCAACUGAGCCAAAAAUACAAUCGUCUACAACACAAUAUAGUGAAGAAUGAGAAAGACGAUGGUGCAAUGAACUGAUGAUCAUAAACAUACAACUAAAGCAUAAAGAACCUUGAAGAAACUCCUAGCCUUAAACAUCAGUAUCUAUUAUGUUUACCUAAUGAGUGCAAUUGAAAAUAAAUAUGUAAAUGCGCACACAUACAUUCUUGUAUGCAUAGGAUGGACUUGAAUUUAAAUAGCAAACAUAAAUGAGGUGCUACAGUUUGCAAUCCCAUGUCUUUACUCAUCAUUAACUAUUUCCCAGCAGCAUUUGCUCAAUAAAUGUCAUACUGAAAUACAAA